Molecule: messenger RNA, 14603 nt
Organism: Diorhabda sublineata
Lineage: Eukaryota; Metazoa; Arthropoda; Insecta; Coleoptera; Chrysomelidae
Gene: Dgk
Product: diacylglycerol kinase 1
Exons: 16
Coding region: 390-3002 (870 amino acids)
Biological process (GO): intracellular signal transduction; lipid phosphorylation; diacylglycerol metabolic process
Cellular component (GO): plasma membrane
Molecular function (GO): ATP-dependent diacylglycerol kinase activity; calcium ion binding
Source: RefSeq, a predicted model, not a curated record
GUACGUAACCGAAUCUGCUCGUAGUGAUAUUGACAUACUUUUGUUGCCCAACAAGACCGGUGCGCUAUAAAAAUUGUUAUUUUUAAUUAUGUGCGGUAAAUACUGAACUUUUGGAUGAAAUCAUCAGAAAUUCCCGUUUAUUAAUUAGGAACUAGUAGGUGUUUACAACGUGACAUUCCCAUUAAUUUACUAAUAACUUCUCGACGUCCAUUUGUGCGGUUAUACGAUGUAUAUAUAUAUUUUUCCGUGUUUAAAUGACAAUGUAUGUGAACUUAUCUCAUAAUUUAAUGGAUUAUUGUGGUAUUAGUGUACGGGGUGGCAAAUAGCUUAAUAGUGUUAAGUGAAAUAAAACAGAGUGCUAAAGAUAAAUAUACUGUUUUUGAAAUAAAAUGCUUGCCCAAAAAAAUUCUACAAAAAAGCUACAAGAUGUUUUGGUGGAAUUUUGUGGAGCCGGACCACCCUAUAAGCAUAAUCCCGAUGGGGAAAUCGACUACGACGGAUUUCACAGAUUUCUGGAUACAUUUCUGGAGGUACGAACGCCAGAAGACUUGUGUCGACAUUUAUUUCUUUCAUUCGUCCGACGUGGGGUGAAAGUCGAAGGUAACUUCAAGGAAAUGACUGUUCUUAGUUCAACGACAGCUUGUGCUCCUGUAACGUCGCAUAACAAAGGAUCCACACCAAAUAUUAACUCAACAGAAUAUGGUCAAAAACAUGCUGAGGAAAAGAGUACCAAUUAUGGAGAAAUGAUCGUUGAGAAGAUCCAUGGAAUAAGUGAAAAGCUAUUGGGUCAUCACAGAUCGGAUAGUGAUUGCUCUACAAGGGGGAAAACAGGAACGGUCCAUCCAAUGUUGACAGUAACUCACACAUCUUAUUCUUGUCACGAAGUUCUGGGGAAGAAAAGUACAGAUUCAUCUCCAUCCCACAGUCAGAUAUCAAGAAAUUCAUCCAAGAAGUCCAAUAACUCUCUUCUUGUAAAUAACGGAAAACUGGAAGAAAUGCGACAUAUUGUGAGAAAAGCGAGUAUGCUAGAUGUGCACCAAGUAAAAGUGUCUCUGAAAGACAUUGUUUGUUACCUGUCACUUCUAGAAGCAGGCAGACCAGAGGAUAAAUUAGAAUUUAUGUUUCGUCUGUAUGAUACAAAUGGAGAUGGGGUAUUGGAUACAAAUGAAAUGGAUUGUAUAGUUAAUCAAAUGAUGACAGUUGCUGAAUACUUGGGUUGGGAUGUAUCAGAGCUUAAACCAAUUCUUCAAGAUAUGAUGGUGGAAAUAGAUUAUGAUGCUGAUGGUACGGUUUCAUUAGAAGAAUGGAAACGAGGAGGUCUCACAACGAUACCACUUUUAGUGUUGUUGGGCCUCGAUUCAAACGUAAAAGAAGAUGGAAAUCACUUAUGGAGAUUGAAACAUUUCAGCAGGCCAGCAUAUUGCAACCUCUGCCUUAAUAUGUUAGUUGGAUUAGGAAAGAAAGGUCUCAGUUGUGUUUUUUGCAAGUACACCGUCCAUGAACGAUGUGUAGCUCGUGCCCCGGCAAGUUGUAUAGCAACAUAUGUAAAGAGCAAAAAAUCUUGCCAAACGCUACAGCAUCACUGGGUGGAAGGAAAUUGUCAUGGAAAAUGCGCUAGAUGUAGAAAACCAGUGAAAGCUGGCAUUACUGGAUUACAUUGUAGGUGGUGUCAAAUAACUUUACACAAUAAAUGCGUUUCACAAGUGAAAGCUGAAUGUGGACUUGGAGAGCAUGCCGUCCAUAUUUUACCCCCAGUCUCCAUUUAUCCCAUUGUUUUAGAUCGACAGAGAUCCGUACAGAAACGAGGAUCUAAAUACGGACAUGAUAAUGGUUCCAUAUCACAAAACAAACAACCAGCCUUGUCGUUUCAAAUUACAACGUCUCCGAAUUCCGUGCCUCUUUUGGUAUUUAUCAAUCCGAAAUCUGGAGGUCGACAAGGCUCCAGAAUUCUUAGAAAAUUCCAAUACAUACUUAAUCCGAGACAAGUACAUAUACUAGGAAGUGGAAAUGGUCCUAUGGCGGGACUUAGUAUGUUCAAAGACGUCCCUAAUUUCAAAGUUGUAUGUUGUGGAGGAGACGGGACUGUAGGAUGGGUAUUAGAAACUAUGGAUAAAAUUGAGUUGGAGUGUCAACCAGCAGUGGCAGUUAUCCCUUUGGGAACGGGGAAUGACUUAGCAAGAUGCCUUCGAUGGGGCGGAGGAUACGAAGGAGAAUCGAUACAUAAAAUGUUACAUAAAAUCGCUCGAGCGUCUUCGGUGAUGCUCGAUAGAUGGAUGGUAGAUUUGUAUGAUACAGCACCUCCAGAUCCAGAUCAAAAAAUUCCCGAUACGAGAAUACCUUAUAAUAUCAUCAAUAAUUAUUUUUCUAUUGGAGUAGAUGCUGCUAUAUGUGUGAAAUUUCAUCUAGAACGAGAGAAGAACCCUGAAAAAUUCAACAGCAGAAUGAAAAAUAAAUUAUGGUAUUUUGAAUACGCUACUUCAGAACAAUUUUCAGCAUCUUGCAAAAAUCUUCACGAACAUAUUGAAAUUACUUGUGAUGAUCAAAGUCUGGACCUUGCAAAUGGACCUCCUUUACAAGGAAUAGCUUUAUUGAAUAUUCCUUAUACUCAUGGCGGAGCUAAUCUUUGGGGAGAGCAUCUUUCCAGUACAAGAAGAAAAAAGUCUAAAAAGAGACAAAAGGAACUGAGUACCAAUAGUUUUAAUUCUGUAGACCUUAGUGUAGCGAUACAAGAUAUUGGAGAUGGAUUGAUAGAGGUUAUAGGUCUAGAAAAUUGUUUGCAUAUGGGACAAGUGCGAACAGGACUAAGGGCUAGUGGUCGACGAUUGGCUCAAUGUUCUUCAGUUCUGAUAAAAACCAAAAAGACUUUUCCUAUGCAGAUCGACGGGGAGCCUUGGAUGCAACCGCCAACUACAAUACGUAUCACUCAUAAGAACCAAGUGCCGAUGUUAAUGGCACCUCCUAUAGAAAAAGGCAAAGGCUUUUUCAGAUUCUUCCGUAGGUAGAAACUUAUCAACCUUUAUCUAAAAGUGAUAUUAAAAUAUUCAUACUAUUCCUGAAUAUCUAGUCUUCGGAUAUUUUUUAGUUUUAAAAAAUGACAAUAAUAUUAUUUAUUCUAUAUAUAUUUUUGUGUAUAAGGUGUCAGUAUUAUUAUUUUCAUUUGUUUAUUGAAAUAAGAAAAUUGUUAACCUGUUAUAUUAAGUUGUAUAAAUUGAUUAAAUAUAUCAGAAUAUGAAAUAUUCCCUACAAAUAAUUUGUAAUUUGAUAUUUUAUUUUCUUCUGUUCAUGCAUUCGAAUAUAAGAAAUAAUAAUUAUUUCUAUAUUAAGUUAUAUUCUUGAGUAAUUGUGUCUUUCAUCUCUAAACAUCUAGUAUAGUUUCCAUUGAAGUAAUCAUAAGCUUUCUUGCAGACAAGGUUUACUAUUUUUUGGGAUUUUUGGGAGAACUUGGUUGUUCAACUCCAUAAACUGUUGUUUUGUCUUGCAGUUGACUUGUCUCACUCAUUCUUUAGAUGGCUUGAUACUAAUCUAAGGGUAGAUCUUACCAGGUCUCGGGUUCUACUUUUACUUAAAGACAAAGGAAAGAAAUAUUAAACUUGAAAAAAGAUACGAAAAUGGGGCGCCACAUACAAUAUUAUCUGUAUUUUAGUUGGUACACAUCAACACAGUAUCAAUAAAAUUUUGUGAAGAGGCUGCAAGGAAACUAAGUAUGAACAAUGUUAUAGAAUGUUUAUAAUUCAAAAAUAAAGUCCACCAUCCAGAGAGGUAAUCAAGCUCCAUAACAGUAAAAAUCCGAGAAAAAUUUAACUCUAGAAAAAAGUGCUGAAUGCCAUAUAAGUUAUACUUACAGAUAUAUUUCACGGUGGCUUUUGAUCUAUUUCACUGCGACCUUCUCAGAUUGGAGGCUAAAUUAUUUAGAUAAUUCUUUGUAAGUGGAUUUCCCACUCCUAGCACCUUAAAUCUCAUACUUGUUGAAUUAUCGCAAACACAUAUUGCUCAGUUAUGAACUGUGUCUUUUCUCUGCUGAUUUCCUUCACCAGAAAUACUUUUGUGGCUGCUUCAUUUCUAGAGUUUGUAUUACUACAAAGUGUUUCGGGUCCAACUAAUAGUAUUGACGCGGAUUCUUUGUCAUGACGUCUGCCUUCUAGAUGCACUUGUGACUCUUGUACCCAGGCCUUAGGUAAUUUGAAGGAAAUGAAGCGUACCCUACACCUUUUGACUAUAUGAGCCGCUUUAUACCAGAUUACUCCAGAUUACCAGAUUAUAUGAUAUUUUGAGUCUUCCUCGCCUAUAUAAAUUUCAAUUUGUUGCCUCACUACACUGUCUGCUUUCAAUUCGUUUAGUCAACAUUAUGUGUGAUAUAUGAAAGCGAUAGAUUCAGCAGGAAUUCCUGUAUUACGGUAUUAAAGUGAAUCAAGGUUCAUUAAUGACAAAAACCAAACGACACGUCAAAAUUCCAAGCGGUGUUGUCGUAUUGUAUUAGAUAGCUAAAUAAAAAGGAACGGACUAUUGACGUGGGCAAGCUCCCUCGCGUGUUACGGAUUUUUGAAUAAACAUACAAAUAAAGAAAUAAGAUGAGCGGCGAGAAUAGUGGCCGAAAUAGAGACCAUAGAACAAGUUUUGGAAAGAAAAAGAGACAAAGGAAGUCAGGCCCCUUUACAAGGAGUGAAACUACCAAAUAACACCCGAAGAACCAAUAAUAGAAAAAGAAAUAGCAUACAUGAAGAAAGUGAAGGGUACUCUACAGGACUUAAUGAUGGAAAAAACAAACGAAUACAAACCAACAAAAACAUAACUAAAAUAUGGAGAAGGAAAACAUUGGAAUUAAAACAAAAUUAUUAAGCAGCUAAAGAAAAUGUAAGAUUUCCUAAAAAUACAAAACAAAAGACAAAAUUUAAGAGUAACCGUGUAGCAAGCGGGCUCAGGAAACAGCAAGGAACUAAAACGAGCGAUGGAAGAUAUUAUAAUCAAAGAGCUCGAAUCAGAAAUAGGAUUAAGAGCGAAAAAAAUCGGAAUAAAAACACAUGUAUAGAAAUAGAAGAUGUUGAGGAUAAAAUGAAGAUAUCGGAAAACAAAAACAAAAUACGGUACAUGAAAGAUGGGGUAGUCUAUAUUAAUAACGAUCUCUCUAUAAAAGAAAGAGAUGAAGAGUUAAUGAAGGAAAGAGAGGAAAGAGAGAAGGAAAUGUUUGGAAAUGGAGCCAGGAGGUAAAUGAUUUGGUAAAAGGCUCCGAGAAGACAAAAUUUCCAAAAAAGUAGUUACUAUGGAUAAAGGAAGGGAUGAAAAGCAUAACAGCCAGGUGAAGAACAAGAAAUUAGAAUCUGAACGAACAAGUAAAAAAAAUUGAACAAAGGAAAAUGAAAAUAGAAACAUGGAAUGUCAGAGUUACGUAUGAAGGAGUGGCUCUAAACUAAAUACAUGGAAAUGCAACGAAAAAAGGAGAAUCAGAUGGAAAACAGACCUUUUAGGACGGUACACAUGGAAUAAAAGUCGGAUAGCAAAGGGUAGUAGAAUAAUGGGUCCUUGAGUAAUAUUAUUAAAGCAAAAGCAACCUCCAAAGCAACAAAUAUAAGAUUGUACAAAACAAUUAUCAGGCCGACUGUACUGUAUGGAUGUGAGUCCUGUAUGCUAACCAAGAAGAGUGCUGAAAAAAUAUUGAGAGGUGUGAAAAAGAAUGGGUCAUGGAGAAGAACAAAUACUGAGCUUAAAGAAAUAUAUCACGAGCCUAAUAUUACGCAAAUGGUCAAAACCCAAAGAGUCAGGUGGUUGGAACAUAAGUGCAGAGUGAAUGCAUUCAAAAUUGCCAAGAGAGCAUAACUGGAUUGAGAAGGAAUUAGAAGAAGGAAAGGCCGGCCGAAAAAGGAAUGGGUAGAAGAGGUAAUAUAGGAUUUGAGAAGAGUGAGAAUAACUGAGUGCUGAGAAAGAACAGAGGACAGAAAUGGAUAGAGAGUUUAAAGAUUUGGAAAUAUAUAUUUUGUAAAUUUUUUAAUUGUAAAAAUUUUGCGGGCUGUCACUGUUUUUCUAUUGUUUGUUGUUAUGAUGAUGAACAAAGUAAACAGCGGUGAAGUGUAGUCAAACUAUCAACAUUUUUUUAUAUCUUGUUAAGUGCGAUUGAACAACUUUGUUGUGACUUUCUUUUUUUAGUGAAGCGAUAUAAACGUAAUUCAUUACGAUAUUGUUAGGCAGACAAAGUAACUAACCAUUUCUCCAGAAGCUUUUCCAUACCGGCAUCAAAUAAUUCCUAGGACAACUCGAACAGCCAUGUGUGUCGUCGUCCCAAACAUGUGGUAACGAAAUGUUUUAGUAUCUUCCAUCCUAUUUCUGAAUAUGUUGAGUGUGAGACACGUGGUAUAAGAGCGCGCAUUAUCUUGGAGAACAGGUUUCAUGUAUGUUUUCAGAAGGUUAAAGCAGCAUUUAUAGAAAGUUAAGUGCGCAGGAAAUUAUGUAACCUAGCUCAUUUUUAAAUUGCAACAUUUUUGUUUCAUCUCUUGUUAAAUGGAACUCACCAUCUUCGCCAUUGUAACUUUCUUUUUUUAGUUAGGUGAGAAAAGUGUAAUCCAUUAUAAUAUUGCUAGACAGUCACUUGAAUCACGUCUAUUUUGUAGUUGUUUUAGAAGGUUAGAGUAGUAUGUAGCAUUUAUGGAACGUUGUAUGCGCAAGUAGUCAACGUACAGCGCUUCUCGUCGUUCCUAAAAUACAGUAUACAUAAUCUUACCCACCGACCUGGUUGUCUUCGCUUUGUUUGAAGUUCCUUAUUUUCUUUUUUUCCUCCUAUCUUUAGUCGCCACCUUGCUUUUGGGAGAUUUUGUGAACGCCGAAGAUUUUCCUUGUUUCUAAUGCCUUCCUGUACCAAAACAAAUGACAAAUACAUUGCACUACUGUUGUCGGCACUUAACGCUAACUCAGGAUCAUAGCACGCACAUGAAACGUGCUUUUGUGAUAAAAACUGUGUAAGUGUUCACCUUGCAUUAUGAUUAUUAUCUACGCGGCAUCUAUCUCAACUAUCUCAAACACGGUUUGAUGUACAGAAAAACGUUUCAUACAAAAUAAAAUUUCAUUCCAUACAAGGUUAAUAAUUAACAAAUAGAAUUAAAGCCAUCGGAAGAUAUAUAUACGAUUUUUUACAUUGAAUAUCAUAACAUGCUGAUAUGAGAUUUUAUGUGACUUAGCUUAAAAGUUUCUAAACAGAAAGAAAGUUGAAUAGUUUUUGUUACCUUUGUAAGGAAAGUUUCAUAUUCCCAUUGGCUUAAUUAAAAAUAAUUUUUUGAAUAUAUUUAUUUACAUUAAGAAAGUUGUAGUAUUUUUUCAGUUUAUAGUUGUAAAGGCUAUAUAUAUAUAUUGUUGUUCAACUGUUAACUUCCCUGUUGGUUUACUUAUGUUGAAUCUUAAAUGAAAAAAUGUAUGCGCUUCUCUGGAUGAAUACAAUAGACAUGAAAAAUAAUGAGCGUUACAUUUAAAAACGAUAUUUCCUAUGAUGGAAAAUAGAAUUAGAAAAAUCUGUUUUGUUUCCCUUUUGAUAGACUCAAAUUAGCAGGUCUGUUAAACCUUAUCCACCGAAGGUUGAGCACUAUUUUUAAAGGCAAUUACUAAUAUAUAAAAUAGUUGUUAAGUAUCACAUUUUCUCAUAUAAACGGAUAACUGCAAAAUGUCACAAUUAUAUAUUUUUUUAAAGAUUCUAUGAGAAAAAGUCGAGACCUGUAGGCAAAGUCCUUUUUAAUAAAGAUAUACAUUUGUUUCGAAUAAUUUAUCUUCUCCUAUUGCAAUAUGAGCAAAAGCAUAGAAUAAAUCUUGUUUUAUGUGUUAAAAAGGGAUACAAACUGUUCAACUUACGCUUUUUUAGAUAAAUAUUUGUUGCAUAUUUUGCUAAUAAGAAUGUUAUUGAUAAUAAAGCUUCUCAAAUUUUUGAAGUUAUUACUGUUAUAGAAAUAUUAAGAGGUAACUGUCUAGAAAAACUAUAGGGACCAUAAUUCGCUUGAACUGAAGUACUUGAAAUUUAUGAUGAUACCUUCCUUGAAUGGACUACAAAUUAUUUUCCACUGUUUUUGAUGGAUAAAUUAUUAUUCAUGCGUACUUCUUAAAUUGUAUAUUUUGAUCUUUUUCAUUAUUUAUUUAUACCUCAUAUUGAACAUUUCAUAUUUGCAACAAUAUAUUCAAUAUAUAUAAAAAAUUGAAAUUUUUCUCAUAAUAACGAAUUUUUACAUAAAAACAAAUACAGUUUCAAACAUUUGAAAUAUAACUAUUUCAUACCACGUUAAAUGAACGAAAUACUUCUAAAUUCCUGCGACAAAAUUCAGGAAGUGAUAGAUCGUAUGGAAUUAAGAUGGGAUUUUCCUAUAAUUUUUUUAGCACACGCCUUUCCGAGAUAUCACCUUUAAAAGGCGGUGACUAAAAUUGAGUUUUUUUUUCUAAACGUGUACGGCAAUCCCUGACACGUAGGCUGCGUUCAUGUAUUUUGGCUAAAGGUGGUUAUUUCCAGCAUUUAUUAUGAAUCCUAUUAUAUUUUACAUAUUUUUUGUAUUCCACUCAAAAAAUUAUAAUUUAUGGAACUCUCUGCAGCUGUUGGUUUUGGGAAUAAAAAAUAUUUUUGAAAUAAACUUGUAAGUAAUUGUCAAUUGGAAUUAGUUAUGGUUAUAUUGAUAUUGAUGAAAUAGAAUCUAUCUCAUUUGGGUCAUUCUCGAUAAAUGGAGAGUCGACCUUGAGAUUUCUUUAAAAAAUGUUAAAUUGAAAUUUACAUUUUUUAUACUUUAUAUAUUAGAAAAGCCAAAAAAAUCGAACUAAAGGUUUUAACGGAGGGGAUAACGUUAUUCAUCAAAAUAGAGAAUGUUAACGGAGGGUGAAAAUGAACUUUGAUAAGAACGAAAUAAACUAAAGAGAGAAUCAUUGAAAUUUUAUUUUUGUUUAUUAAUCCUUCUUCUUUAUGCAGAUGAUCGCCUAAAACAGUGCCCUGUGUAGUACUUGUGGUUGGGCAAAUUUAAAUAUUGUGCUAUGAGGGAUGGAAUAUUUUCAAUUUGGUUAAUAACAACAGGUAGUUGGUACGUUUUUUCUUACGAUCUAUUAAAAAAAACGUUUAUUAUUUACUUCUGAAGGUCGCAAUUACAUAUUUUUUGUUACGAUCUAGAAACUUGGCGAAGUAUCUUUAUUAUCAAUUACAGUGAACCUUCUUGAAGUUUUAUUUUUGCUUUCUCUAAUAUUUAUUAUAAGAAUAUUAACGGUUUCCUCCAAGACAUCUGCUAGAAGAUCGCAUAACUCCUGAAUUCGACAAGCGCCAGCAAUGCCAAAAAUGGUCAUUAUCAAAUGCAAGAUAUAGCUGUAAUGAAUUUUAGUUUUUAUAUUAAUAAAAAACCGCGUCUGCCAUUCUCAAAUUUUUAAUCUUUUUUAUUAAACCAAACCAACUUAGUGGCUGGAAUUUGAAAAACCGGUUGGUCAAUAUUCUCGAACAUAAAAUAUAAAAUUAAAAAACCAAAAAAAAAUCAAAAUACAAAAGAACCGCAAAAUUUUGAAAAUAUUUUGCAAAAUGAUGAUGACGUUUCACACUUCUUAAUUACAGUACAACAUUAUUACAAUCACAGGGCCUUACACACAACACAAAAUUUGAUAAAUAUACAAAUAAAAAGAGUGUUAUAAUGAUUAUUCCAUUUAAAAAGUACUUUUUCGCUCUUUUUGGGGUGUAAUGAUAAAACAUUCAUUCAAAAUACAUUGUUCUUUUUUGCACGAUUUUGGACGUAUGUAUAAUAUGUAAUUUCUCGUAUUUAUAUGUUUCUAAAUGCUUAAUUUUAAUGGUGUUCGUAAUUAAAGUAAUUUAUUUAUGGUAGAAUGGAAUUUUGGAGUGCCGUUAGGUGCUUCAAGUAAGAUUUUGUUUGUAAUUAAUAGUAUAUUUCACUUGGAUAUUAUCUAUUUUAACGAAAACAUUUUGCAAAGAUCAAGUCUCCUCUUAACGAGAAUGACUCUUUUAUAAUUUGACAGCUUUGCGGUAGGCUUAUGAUUUGUUAGUGAUUUUUCAUUUACUCGUGAAAAUGGCAAUGCAGUGUAACGAAAAACGUAAACAUAAACGCAGUUAAAAUAAUAACUCUUGUAAAGCCGCUAAUAUAUAAUGUAGCACCAUUAGUUCCUAAGUGUGUUCCAUUCUGAGACAUUGAAUCGGAUAAUUUCUACUGCAAAAAAAUGAAAUUAUUGGUAGAAAUGACUUAAUAAGAACGAUCUAAAAAGAUAGAAAAUCAGGAUAAACUAGAGAAAGGAAAAUAUACGAUACAAAGCCUAAUAACAGAUUAAAUUAAAUGAAGAAAAAACAAAAAGAAUAAAAAAGAUAUGAAAAUAAAUAAAUAAAAGGUGAUGUUUUACUUAAAUAGAAAAUCUAAGAAACAGGAAAAUGCGUCCAAAACUGGAAAUAGCAUAGUAUGAAAUAAUAUUGUGAUAUAAAGAAUAGUACAAGCCAAAAAAAUUCAUCCAAGGAGAAAAGACAAGACAUGAGAAAAUUACUAGAGCAUAAUAUGGAAUGUUUAGUACAAAUGAGAAAUGCAACCAUUAAGGAAGAAGAAAUGGAAGAAAAAAGAAUGAGUAUGGGAAGUUGAGAAUUUGGAAAUGUACAGAAACAACGACAUGGUUAAGGUAGAAAGAAACAUUCAAUGAAAAAUACAAAGGGUGAGGAAGCACAAGUAAACUACAAGAAUUGUGAAAUAAAGUUAUUCGAAGGGAAUAAAUAAAAGAAAUGGGAAAGAUGGGAUGUAUAUUAUCUCUUAUUACUAAAGAUAUAUUAAAUUAAACCUAAUGUAUAUCGAUUUGAUAUUGAGUAAUUUCUAGAAAUUCGCACUAGAGUUAUUUUUUUGGCAAAUAAUCGAAUAAAUAUUCAGUAGUCAAGUUUAACCCACGUCUCCUUAUUUAUAAACAAUUUUAAGAAUCUAUAUCAUAUCAUACAAUAUCUCAAUGAUAUAAAUAACAGAAUUUACAGAAAACGUCAAAGUGAAAUAGCGAUACUAUAAAUGUUCAAUGUGAUAAAAAUACUAUAUUUUACAGAUCCUUGGUUUUUUUAUAUCAAAACAGAACAGCCACUAACACGAAGUGGUAGAAUUGCUGUAAAGCUUUAAUUGUAAAAUAGUAGGUACAUUGUAUAUUUACCACAAUUAUAGUUAUAAUAUUUUUAAAUAUUUCUCGCUUUGUACCUAUAUGUAAAGCUUGACAUCCGACAUUGUAGGUUUUUAUAAAGUAGUUGCAAUUCAAUAAUUUGUUAUCAACAAUCGAAGUUGUCUUAGUAUGUAUAAAAAUUGACUCCAUGCAAAUAUUAUAAAAUUGUUUAUCUAUUCAACAAUAUUGUAAUUAGCCAUAAGUGAAAUUUUUUUCUGUUACAGAGUUUUUCACGAGCCUAGAUAAUUACGAUAUAUAUAACACGAGUCUUCGAAAUUUAAAGUUAUUGAAAACAUUUUCUUAAUCAUCUUUUUUUCAUCCCAAUUGUAAACAAUUUGCCUGAUGAAGCCGUCACUGUUACAUAAUUCAAAAAAGCUGUUUUGUGAACUUCAGGGUAGUUUCCAUAGUCGAGCAUUGAAAUCUUUACAACAUGUGCUGCCUUUGAAAUCAGUUAGACCAAUGAUUUCAGUUAUAAAAAAACAUUUUCAUACGUUUUACUCUGUUAGAAGAGACGACCCCACAUUUUGUGCAUUCUUAAUCACAACGGUGGCGUACUGAGCUAAUGUGGAUAAACUUAGAACUGAAAAAGGUCUGUGGUGAGGAACAGAUAUCAGACGCAGAUAGUUAUUGCUCUUCCUGUGCACUGGCAUCCAUACGUUUGCUGCUGCGACGCAAAAUACGAAAGCUGGCAACGGGACGCUCUGUUUUUUGACGAAUCGAAUUUAUGACUCUUUGUUGCUGUAACUGUUGACAAUUGAAAUGAAUAUCACUUGAUGGUUUAUUUUACAUUGACUUUGAAAUAUUUAUUACACUCUGUUGCAUAAAUAAUGAACCUAAAUCGGAUUGAUAUAUGUUUCAUAAGAAUUCACUCAAUUUCAUUCAACCUGUUGGUUGAUGCUGACAUCCUUUAACAGUAUAAUCAACAAUUUCAUCAUUAGAAAUUCCUUUAUAUGGAAAAAAUAGCUUAAUAAUAUGGAUAUUUUGAAUGAGAGUACAUGUAUGUAGGAAAGAGGAUGUGUGUACAUUAUAUAGUCUGAUGGGAUUAAAAUGUAAGACUCAAACGCAUCUAAAAUCCUCAUCAUAGAAAGAAUAUGAAAUAAUUGAAUGCCACCAAAGAAAGGUUUCAAUGUAAUUUGUUUUGCUUCUCUCAUUGAUUUUAUAAAAAGAAGUAUUAAAAGUAGAGAGUGAUGCAACCGUAGAGUAGACAAAGUGUUUGCACAAAAAGAAGCGGGAUACAGUAGGUAUACGUCAAAAUCUGGAAUUAAUUUAGUAAAUACAAAGUGCUCCAAGCUUGUACCCAAAUAUCCCGACUUGUCGCAAGAGUUGGAAAAAAUGUCAAAACAAGUCAAUAUUAACCUAGAUGAUGGCUCAAACUUUAUACUAGUUCCAAACUUCUUUUUCUGCUCUUUUAGCUUCCAGAAUCGUCUUUUGAGAAAUAUUAAACCGCAAAGGGUGUUGAGGAAGGCAUCAUUUUAUAUUUGUUUUUAUUAUUUAGGCAAUUUCUCUCUUAUUUUGUUCAUUAUUUGUGAGGUGAGAACUGCUUGGAUUAUAGUAAACAAAAUUAAUUUUAACAAUGUACUGUACUAAAUACAUUCUUUCAAAGAGUAUACACCAAUAUAAUUAGUGAGUUCAAGUUUGUAAGGAGUCAAUUUUCUCAAAAAAUCAAGAGCUUGUUUAGUAAUAUUAGUAAAUGUACUUCUUCCUGCACGAUUCAACGUACUGCAUUUUUUGCAGUUUUAUCAUCCAACUUCAAUCAAAAAAUGUUAACCCUAUAUCUUGGUAACAAUGUGUGAUGUGAUGGAAAGUGCAUCCCAUGUUUUCAGUAGAAUUCAUUCACAAACUCUCAUAAACGUCUUGACUGCUUUCAAAAUUUACCUUUAGAGGUACCCAAAAACGUUUAAUUCAUUAUUCACCAGAAUAGCAUGGCCUCCUGAUUAGACACAGCCUUAACGUAUAUUUAAAAAGGUCCUUUACAAUAAUGAUGCAUUUGUUUGUCAUAUCCAAUUGAGGUAACGGCUUUAACACAUUCACAACAUUUCUUCUAAACACUACUCUCAUUUCGAUCCUGGAAAUAGGAAUCGAGCCGUUACUCGCUGUAUGUAUAUCUUAGACAACUACCUAGCAGAUCAUGCAAUAGAAGCUGUCACAUACCUCUUCCAACGUCUUUAUUGCGAUCAGACUCAUAUAACUACAAGUUGUCUAGGACAAUAUUCCUUGUAAGAAACUGUCCUGUUUCCGUUCCUUCAACCUAAUCGACCAUCCUCUUGAAUUACCUUCGUCUACGAUUUAAUAGUUUCUCUGUAUCCUUCUUUCUUCACUCUUUAGACACGUUAAAAAACCACCCCCAUCCACCAUAUUGUUCAUCAGCAAGGGGUGACAAACUUCCAACCGCACGCAUUGUUGCUAGAAGUUUAACAGUUUGGUAACCCAUGCACCGUUAUUUUUUAGUAUUAAAAGUGUUUGUGUAUGAUAAAAUCUAAACUACCAAUUUUAAUGUCGAGUUGAGCCGAAAUUUUUCGAAAAUUCAUCCUACCUUCCUCGAUUUUUGCGGGUUUUCUUGAACGCUUUGGUCCAUUUAAAUAUAGCAGACCUACUAGAGCUUUUACUGCCGAAUUGAUUGUAUAAACGCCCAACACCGUGUUUUUUAAUAUCCUCCCAUAUCGACAGACGAAUGACAAUACGUUGUGCGACGUCCACUCCUGAUCCUAGCACGCGCGUUUGUGUUCGCGACGAAAACUAUAUCAUAAUGUUAGUAAAAAACUCAACUAACAUAUAAUCAAGCCACGGUCUUUAAAACAUACUGGAGCGCCAUCAACAGUGUUUGUAUUUAUCAUAUUUGAACUGCCUUCGUACUAUAGAACGGGAUCUUUUUCUAAUCGUCUAGAGUAUUUAAAUUGCGCCAUGUUGCUCUAGCUAGCUGUAGUUUGUUCAAUCAGGUAGCCAUGGUCUCUGAGACAGAGCAUCAGCAUUGUUAGGGUUUCUAGGAUUCUCGACUUUCCAUUUUUCGUGAACUUUUCAUCUGUUCAAAUAUAAUGAAUAGCUUUUCUAUAAAUGCCACUGUCUCUUAUAAGACAUAUCAAAGUAAUUAUUGUAGCGAAGACUACAACAUUCGUUAGAAUUAAUUGAUAUUUUUUCAAGCAAUAAUAGAUUCCAAACUCUGGUAUAAUAGUUUGUGAAACAUUAAUUUAUUAUAACUAUUAGUAAACAAGCGUCUGGUAUUUGAAGAAAUAAGUUCACUUCAAAACAUAUUAUAUUCCUGUAAUAUUUGAAUUGAAUUAAGUAACAAUGGGAUAAAGUAUGUACUUUUUUUAUUGUUUUAUCGCAAUAAAAUUUGUCUCUAUUGUAACAGCGUAAAAAUAUUUUAUUAUGUAUAAUUUUAUAGAAUCAAUUGUAUUUACCUUUAACUUUGAAAAUUUUCUAAAAUAGUUUAAUUGCACGCACGUUUAAUUUUAUUCUGUUUCUUUUUAUAACUAAUAAAUAUUGUGGCCAUA